AUGAGAAAGAUACUUAAUGAUUAAAUUAAUAGUGGGAGAAGCGCCGAGCUAGAGGCAAAUUAAAAUUGCUUCGAUCAAACGUAUUUUGGCGAUAGUUUCCAAAUUUAGCAAGAGAGUUUGAGAAAUUUACAAUAAGAGGACGAUAUUGAUAACUUGAGAGGCGCAAAAUCAAAAUCCUAUGAGAAUAAAAAUAUUAAUUUAGAAUUUGGGUAGGAUCCUUUGAAAAACAUUAAUGAAAAUGGCCUAUUUACCCUUGAUGAAUCAUAGUAAAUUAGUCCUAUAAAUGACUAAGUACCAUUUGAGGCUCUUGAAAACUUGAAUUUUGAGGUUUAAAUUAAGUCUUUAGAUAAAGUGAGAAGCUAGAAAGAAAUCAAUGAAACUUUCAUUCACAUUGAUUAAUUUGAGAACGAUGAGAGCUAACUAAUCUCGAUUAUUGGAGAAUAAGAAAAUGGGUUAGAUGUUUCAGCCAUAUUUUCCAAGCCAAAUUUAAAUGACAAAAGCGGAUUUGCUGCUGACACAAGUUUGAUUUUAAACCAUGCCACAGGGUAAUUCAAUGACCAAAAUAACAAUUCAUUUUUACUCAUGUCUCCUCACUCUUAGAUUAUUGGUCAUUAGCGAAUUCCAAAUGACGAUUAAGAUCCGAUUGAUUAAAAUCAAGUCUAAUUUGUCAUUGAAGAAAAAAAUAAUGAAUAUUAGAAGGAUCGACAAGAAAAUUAAAUCUCAGCUGAAGUCAUGAAAUUAAUUAUCAAGGAUUUAUAGGCAACACAUUAAGCAGAAAAAGAUAAUUUGAAACUUGAAUUAGGGAUCUUCAAAAAAGAUGAAUUGAUUGAGAAGGAUAAGAUAGAAAGGGAGUUAAUAAAGCAAUAGCAUUUAAGACAGAAAUUAGAAAAUUAAUUUCGUAAAUUAAAAGACGAAAAUCGAAAGCUAAAUGAAAAAGUUGAAAUAAUGAGAAAGGUCAUGCUUGAAUUUGAUUUAUAAAAUAUAGAAGAAUAAACAUAAGAAAACAGAUUGUUACUGAUUUAAGAAACUGGUGGGCUUUAAGAUUAUACAUCACUUGAAGAGUAGCUGAAAGAUCUUGAAAAUUAGACAGUUAAUUUGCUAUUAGCAAGAGAAAAGGGAGAAUCUCCAGGUAGAAGACAGACAUAGAUAGGCUAUUAUAGUAAAAGACGAAACAACUCAGAGAGUCAAUAGCUGAGAUAAAUUCAAAAUACUGAACCAUUAAAUUAAUCGAUGCCAAAUGAAUUAAAGCAAAUCAUUCUUGAGAGGCAAAUGAUAAAAGAGGAUGAAAGAAAAAUUAAUCUAGAAAUGAGAAGGAUAGCAGAAGAGGAAAUAAUGAGAGAACUGAGGAUGGCAGAGGAUUAUUAUAAUUAAUCCGAAUUUUAAAAAACUAAUAAGAUUUUCCCUGUUUACAAUGACCAGGAAAUUCCAAAACAAGGACAUUAUAUAGAUGGUGAGGACGACGAGUAGUUUUAAAGAGAAGAAGGCUAGAAGUAUCAAUAUAAUGCAGAGGGGGGAUAAUAAAAUUACCAAGAUAAAGGCUUUAACUAACAGGACUCUAAUGAUUAAUAGUAUGAUUAAUAAGUAAACAAUGAAGAAGAAAAUGUGUUCAAAUACGGCAGCAUGGAAUAUUCAUAAGAGCAAAUAUAAUAGGAGGCAGAGAAUAAGGUAGGAAAUGAAUAAAGAUGA
Stylonychia lemnae is the source of this 1686-nucleotide messenger RNA. Lineage: Eukaryota; Ciliophora; Spirotrichea; Sporadotrichida; Oxytrichidae. The record is from the annotation of a GenBank genome assembly.